Messenger RNA from Pyrus x bretschneideri (Chinese white pear), 1213 nucleotides. RefSeq names its product vacuolar protein sorting-associated protein 24 homolog 1. The transcript has 6 exons. Gene Ontology annotation, biological process: protein transport; endosome transport via multivesicular body sorting pathway; late endosome to vacuole transport. NCBI's taxonomy places the organism in Eukaryota, Viridiplantae, Streptophyta, Magnoliopsida, Rosales, Rosaceae. The record is from RefSeq and is a predicted model, not a curated record. Bases 177 to 863 code for a protein of 228 amino acids. Gene Ontology annotation, cellular component: multivesicular body; ESCRT III complex.
AAGUUUUGCCUUUUUCCUUUUUCACAAUUUAAUUUUAAUAAUUUUGAGUUCGAUCAUCGUCCUCCUCGUCCUCGCUUCAAAAUCAAGCAAAGCAUCGCAGAAUUUAGUUCCUUACCAGCAAUCAGAAACCCCAACUUUUCAAAUUCGAAAAUUAUAAUAAUAAUAAUAAUAAAAAUAUGGAGAGGGUGAUGAACAUAAUAAAGCCAAAGCCAAAUCCACAGCAGCAAUUGAGAGAUUGGCAGCGCAAGCUUCGCCAGGAGUGCCGCAACAUCGAACGACAAAUUCGAGAUAUACAAAGAGAAGAGAAAAGUGUGCAGAAAGCAAUCAGAGAGGCUGCCAAGAGAAAUGACAUGGGUUCUGCAAAGUCACUUGCUAAAGAAAUUGUGAGAUCUAGAAGGACAGUGAACCGUCUUCAUGAAAAUAGGGCACAACUGAAUUCAAUAUCAAUGCACCUUGGGGAGAGUGUUGCUAUUGCCCGUACAGUGGGGCAUUUAUCCAAGAGUUCUGAGGUUAUGAAGCUUGUCAAUAACCUCAUGAAGGCUCCUGAAGUGGCUGUUACGAUGCAAGAAUUUAGCAAGGAGAUGACCAAGGCAGGAGUAAUUGAAGAGGUGGUGAAUGAUAGUCUUGACACAGCACUGGACUCCGAGGACAUAGAAGAAGAAAUAGAAGAAGAAGUCGACAAAGUUUUGACUUCUAUAGCUGGUGAGACUGCUGCCCAGCUUCCAGAAGCGGUCAGGAAGGAGAGGUUGAAGCAACCUGCUACUGCACAAGCUAGACAGGAGGAAGAGGCCAUAGCUGAGGGUGUCGAUGAUGAGGCAGAGUUGGAAGAAAUAAGGGCCCGGCUUGCAAACGUUAGGUCAUAAGAUAAGUUGAAGCCCUUCAGCCAUUCUCCUUUAUCUGACCGGAUUCUGCAGUAAAGCCCGUGUUUACCACUGACCGAGGACACCAGAGAUGUAUCGUCUGCUGUAUAUUAAAUUGAAGCAGCUUCCGAAAGAGUUUACAAGUAAGCCGUUAUUGUGCAAUAUUCAAAUGCAACUCAUUUCGUGAAACUUGCAACCAAACUAGUAUCACUGUGUAUUGCGUUGCGUAUGUUUUUCUAUCUUUGGUAACUGCGGCUGGAGCUUCGAUCUACUUUCUCCGUGUAUUUUCGCUCAAUAUCUGUACUCAAAACGGAUUGCAAUUUACGCAUGAAAAGUAUUGCACGCAUGCAUCA